UUGGCAGUAGUGAUCGUGGCUGCGGCGGCGGAGACUCGAGACAAGCGCGGGCUGGUCCUCGCCUCACCCUACCUGAGCGCGUACGGCGCAGCGCCGCUGCUCUCCUCGCACGCACUGCACUCACCUCUUCUGGGCGCACACUCCCUCUACUCCUCUCCUUACCUUGCCGGCUCACCUUACCUUAGUUCCAGCUCCCUAUAUUCCCCUCUGUAUGGCUCCUACUAUUCUCCAAGCCUUUACGGUUCUCCUUACCUCUAUGGCGCACAUGGUCCACUACUCACCUCGCUCUCUUCUCCUCUGAUCUCUGCUAACGGAUACUCAUCUCCUGUCAUCAUCGCCCAUUCCUCGCCGGAAGUUACGGUGGUGAAGACUUCUUCCGAGGUACUGGCGGUGGUGAUCGUGGCCGCUGCGGCGGAGACUCGGGACAAGCGCGGGCUGGUCCUCGCCUCGCCCUACUUGAGCGCGUACGGCGCGGCGCCGCUGCUCUCCUCGCACGCUCUGCACUCACCUCUUCUGGGCGCACACUCCCUCUACUCCUCUCCUUACCUUGCCGCCUCACCUUAUCUUAGCUCCAGCUCCCUAUAUUCUCCUCUGUAUGGUUCCUACUAUUCUCCAAGCCUUUACGGUGCUCCUUACCUCACUUCAAGUUCUCUCUAUGGCGCAUACGGUCCGCUACUUACUUCUCCUCUAAUCUCUGCCCAUGCUCAUUCCACUCCCGUUAUCAUCGCACACUCCUCGCCAGAAGUUACGGUGGUAAAGACUUCUUCCGAGGUUCACUCAAGUCACUCGAAACGGGAGUCUGAACACUAG
This is a messenger RNA of Parnassius apollo (apollo), 810 nucleotides long. Lineage: Eukaryota; Metazoa; Arthropoda; Insecta; Lepidoptera; Papilionidae. The record is from the annotation of a GenBank genome assembly.